This is a messenger RNA of Dovyalis caffra, 2019 nucleotides long. The record is from the annotation of a GenBank genome assembly. Lineage: Eukaryota; Viridiplantae; Streptophyta; Magnoliopsida; Malpighiales; Salicaceae.
AUGGUGGUGUGUAGACAUGCCUUGUUGGGGUUGGGUUUAUUUGCAUUUAUUGCAAUGCAGCUGCCUUCAAUAAUGGCUGAUUGCCCUUUAGAUUUGAGUGGAUCAAACUUUACCUUAGCAGCCUCAAUGUGCUCCAGUAAAGAUGAAAGAGGACAAUGUUGCCGCUAUAUUAAUGCGUUUAUUGCAGUUUCCAUUGCUCGCUAUUCAAAUGCAACUGGAAAUUUAGGAGUUGCCUCGAAUGUAUCUGACAUAUGUCUUCGUUCCAUUUCUCAAACUAUGCAACUGUAUGGAGUUCCAAGUAAUGCAACAGGUUUUUGCGGGUUUGGGACGAAAAUUCCAGUGAAUUAUGAGUGCAAGGGUAGAACAACUGUCACUCAGAUGUUGGAGUCUCCAAAAUUUGUGGAUGUUGUACAAAAUUGCAGACUGCCACUUUCAUUAAAAAGUGAUUGCAAGAGGUGUUUAAAUGCUGGCAUUAUAUACCUUCAUCAUCUAGUGGGAACAGAUAAUAACGUGACAUUGAGUACCUGCCGCGAUGCAACUUUUACUGCCCUUGCAAGCCAAUUUGAUGAUGCUUCAGCUGUUGAAAUUGCAAGCUGUUUCUUCGGAGUUCAAGGGCUCAACUUCCCUUCAGAGCCACCUCCUUCUGCAGUCUCUCCUGAAGCUCCUCCAAGUCCAUUGACAGCUGCUGGUCCAAGCCAAGUUAUGUUGGGAAUACCCCUAAAUGCAAAUCACCACCCAUAUCAUCUGACAUUAGUUCCAAUUGUUGGCAUUGCAGUCACAGCAGUUGCCCUUGUGAUGCUGAUAGUCUUGAUAGUUCUUAUUCGCAGGAAAAGCAGAGAACUAAAGGAAUCUGAGAAUAUAAAUAAGACCUUUUCAAGAACCUUUCCUCCUCCAAGGCCUACAAGGAAAUUUCAAGAAGGACCUGCAUCAAUGUUACGAAAAUUCAGCUACAAGGAGACAACGAAGGCAACGGAUAACUUCAAUACAAUCAUUGGACAGGGAGGAUUUGGAACUGUAUACAAAGCUGAAUUUAGUGAUGGCUUGGUGGCAGCAGUGAAGCGAAUGAACAAGGUUUCAGAGCAGGUAGAAGAGGAGUUCUGCAGAGAGAUAGAACUGCUUGCUAGACUGCACCACCGCCAUCUUGUUGCUCUGAGAGGCUUUUGCAUAAAGAGGAAUGAGAGGUUCCUCAUGUAUGAAUAUAUGGCAAAUGGAAGCCUAAAGGAUCAUCUUCAUUCCCCUGGAAAUCCUCUGAGUUGGCAGUCCAGAAUCCAGAUUGCUAUUGACGUGGCUAAUGCUUUGGAGUAUCUCCACUUUUAUUGUGAUCCACCUAUGUGCCACAGAGACAUAAAAUCGAGCAACAUUUUGCUGGAUGAAAACUUAGUUGCUAAGGUUGCAGAUUUUGGCCUUGCCCAUGCUUCAAAAAAUGGUUCUGUAUGCUUUGAACCAGUAAAUACCGAUAUUCGUGGAACUCCAGGUUACAUGGAUCCUGAGUAUGUGGUCACUCAAGAGCUCACCGAGAAAAGUGAUAUAUAUAGCUAUGGCGUGGUACUGUUGGAGAUAGUGACUGCUAGAAGAGCAAUACAGGAAAGCAAGAAUUUGGUGGAGUGGUCUCAAAUUUUCAUGGCAUCGGAUUCAAGACUACCUGAGUUAGUGGAUCCACGCAUCAGGGAUUCCUUUGACUUAAACCAGCUUCAGACUAUUGUGACUAUCAUUAGAUGGUGCACGCAGAGGGAAGGACGGGCAAGGCCUUCAAUCAAACAGGUCCUUAGGCUUUUGUAUGAGAGUUCAGACCCAAUGCAUAGUGGGUUUGUGCGAGCUGUGGAAGAUGAAGAGUGUGAAGGAAGUGAAGGAGGACGAAGAAUGAGCAAGGGAAAAUCACACAAGAGUGAUGAUAUUUUUCACAGUGGGGAUGGAAGAUAUCUUGCUUCCUCUUCAAGCACAUCGAGGUCGUAUUGUAGUAGAAGUUUUUUACUUGAAACUGGCUCUCCACAGUCUCCCUCCAAUAUGCUCUCUGUUUGA